GGUAUCCAGCCAUUUUUUUUUACUUACCUGUGCACUAACGGUCGGUGACGACAAGGUGCUCACGUCACCGAGGCAACAACGCGGAAGCGGAGAAAGAGACUCCACGUCAUUUUAGGUGCACUAUUGCGACCAAACCAUGGGGUUUGCUGUAGGGAGACUGACAUGUAAUUGAAACUGCCAACCCCUGAGCCAUAAUAGUGUUUGGGCGCGCAGGCAAACAGAAAAGCGACGGAUUCCGGAACCUCGUUUCUUCAGAUUUAGUUAGAUUUGGUGCUUAUCUCUGAUGGGUGAAUCAGGGCCACGCCGAUCCACCCUGGUCUCCAGGUUGCCCAUCUUCAGGCGCAGCGCAAGGAAGAAGCAGGACUCCCUGCCGUCCUCUCCCUCCUCCGGUGGUGUAGGCAAUGGUGUACACACUUCUUCUCCCUCAAGCACCAAUUCCAGCUCCAGCAGCACUGGAAAGCGGCGCAGCCUUUUUCGAACACCAUCUAUCAGCUUUCAUAGCAAGAGGAACAGUGAGUCACGAGCUGAUUCCAACCAGUUCAGUGCAGACAAUCGGAGUCGUCUGUCUGAGCCGAGCUUCAAUGACAGUUGCAACAAGACACGACACUCGUUUGGUUUUGGCGGACACAAGAAGAAGCUCAGCCGCUCCCAGACAGAGGACUUUGAGAAAACCCCCACCAACCGCAAUGUUUUCAUCAACUGCAUUAGCUCACGGACGAAUGAAGCAGACGAUUCAGGUUUCCUGGAUGAUGUCAGCAGCAAGAGAUCUUCCAAAUCAAAAAAGCUGCUGCCCAAGUCUUUUUCGGCCCACCAUCGGUUUUCCAAGAACUACUCGAACCAGGUUGAACAGAAUCAAGGAAAGGACGAUGCUCCCAAGACAGGAACUCCAGGUUCCUGGCCUGGCGAACUUGCAGACUCUCUACAAUCUCCCAUAGUUUCUGAGGACCGCACAACAGCCAUUACCCCCUCAGACUUUGUCCAUGUCACCGAGGACACAGUCUCUGAAGUGGAUGCUCUGCCUGUUCCGAGUCCAGCUGAAGCCCCCCCUGAGAAUAUGAGCCAAGGAGUUUCUACCUCACAGACAUGCGCCAAAUCAGAUCAGAGUACUGUAGAGAAGCCUAUACUGCCAGAUAUGAGCCAAACUGCCGAUACAAAGUGUGAGUGUACCACUGUCCAAACAGAACCAGAAACACAGGAUAAAGCAGCAGAACAGAACCAGAAUGUGACCGAGACCAGUGAAAAUGAACCGAACCCAGAGCCGAGCGAGGAGGAGUGCAGCUCCAAUGCAGAACCCAGAGGAAGAACACAUCGAAAUACUGUGCUGGUUCAGCAGCUAGGAAAACCAGCAGGCCUUGGCAAACUGGAGAGCAGGCCAAGCUAUCUGAGGAAACCUCACACAGUGUCCAUGUGCAGUAGUAUGAGCCCACGCCGUGAGGUUAUACGUUUGGAGCGGAGGCUGCGCUCAGCUUCAGAGGGAGCUGGAGGACCAAAUCUUCAUCUCAACCUUAAAGAGCAUACCUGCAUGGAGGCCAGCAUGCUGGCAAAACACAGAACCAACUCCUCGUCCUCCAAACUGGGCAGUCUGGAUUUUUUGAACAAUCUCGGCUCGUCAGAGCUAGAUGAGGACGAUCUAAUGCUGGACCUGGAGCUCUCUGAUGACCAGAGACAUCGACAUGCUUCUCAGGAAGACUCGAGCCAAUCUCUUGCCUCCUGUCUGAACCUGCUGCCAUCCCCACUGGAACUGCCUACAGAACAGAACACUGCCAAGGAGUGCAGAGAGAACAACAGGGAGUCACGACCGGUGUCUCUCUUUGUGCCCUGUGAUGAUGAGCUGUUCCCUGGGUUGGAGACCUUACCCUUCAGGCUGAUGCAGCAGGACUGCACGGCCAUGAAAACGCUCCUGCUGCGACUUCGCAGGCUUUUGCAGGAGAGCACUGAGCCCAGCCCUGCCAGCAGCCUUCACUCUUUACCCAUAAGCCCAUGCAGUGAGAAGUCUCCAGCUUUCAAGGAUCCAGGGCGAGAUGAGAGCCACUCCCUGCAGCAGCAGCUGAAAGAGAGAGAUGAGUUGAUCCUGCUUCUACAGACUGAGCUGGAAGCUGCCCGUUCUGCUCAGGGACCCCUGUGCCAAAAAACUGACAAAACAACACAGACGGAUCCUCCAGCCCCAGAGGCUGUCCAUCCAAGUCGAGCCAUAGGCAAUAGCAGCAGCAGUCUUCCAAGGGAGCGAAGGUCAGCCCGACUGUCCAGUUUGGGAGAAGAGCGUCAUAGUGGAGGAACAGGCACUCGAGAUCUUGCUGCACUACAGAGGAGGUCUGAACAGACAUACUCAUCAUCUUCUGAGGCAACUACACCACGAAAGCUAGACCAUCCGGGGCCCUCUCAGAUCCCUCGUGCCGUAGUGAGUGGCAGCACUUGCAGCCUGUCCUCAGACAGCGAGAGACUCACCAUGGCAAGGCCACACUCCUCAUUCAGCGGGCGUCUGGGCCAGCCGCCACGCGGGCCGCUCUCUCUGCACAUGUACAGCCGCAAGAACGUCUUCCUCCAACACUCGCUCUACACGACUGAGUUGCAGGCUCUUGGCCAGCAGGAUGCUUGAAAACAGACACACACACACACACACACACACACACACACACACACACACACACACACACACACAAACUACAAACACACUUUAAAUUAGACUUCUGCACUAAUCAUCAAUCCCUCUGCCUCAGCAGCUGUUUGACCUCUGGCUGGUUUGGACAGAGCCCCAAUCUAGCUUCUGCAGCUAUCUUAAAAAUGCCAUCAAUCCUCUAUUGACCCAACUUGACCUGCACAGGUAGACUUCAUUACGCAGCUGUGUGACAAGGGCAGUAUGGCAGAAUAGUGAGUCUGACACCAGUUCACUGACUCACUGCUUACUGCUAAAAGACUGACAUGGGAGAUCAUUCUGUAUUUAUCUAUUUUUAUUUGUCUUUUGUAUUUAAAAUCUGUGUAGUAGUGGUACCAGUGAUACUGUCUAUCUGUGUGUAUUUAAUCCUAGCAUCUCCACUUACCUCCGCUGAUCGGCAAAGAAAAGAAAAAAAAAAACGUAGAGAGAAUACCAGACUUGAGAUCUGAACGACAAGCACUCAUGUGUCUUAUAUCAAAUUGAUGCUUCAUCUGCACAUCUGUUGUGUUAGAGAUCGGUGUGUAUGGAAUGCACACAUUUGUAAUUUACCCACCAGCAUCUUUUUUGCACCAACAAAUGUGGCCCAUGCACAUGUUGCCAACUCUUAUCCUCUGGGGGAUUUUAAGCUCUUGCUGCUAGUUGGAAAUGAUUCUUUCUCUCAUUAACCUUUACUAAUUGCAUGCUACUUUGCUACUUUUUUACAUGCCAUAAACCGAAAUCAUACCUGAGCCUUUUUGUACAGUGGCUUAGAAAUAGCGUUUACAGUAUUUUAAUAAGAAGCAGUGACAGCUUCUAGUGAUCACCACGUCUAUAAAUAGAGACCGGGCGAGUUCAUUUUGCAAAAAAGCUCGACUCAUGACGCAAAUCUCACUUCUUACAUGUAAUAACAGUCAACUCCCACUACAGCAAUCGUCAUAUUUACAAUAAAUAAAUAAACAAACAAAUAAAUAGAUAAAUAAAUAAAGCACACUAAAUUUCACAUUACAAAUGGUGCAUAAGAGCUAUAUUUAAGCUAUUUGUUAAAAAAAUGGAUUGACAUUCUUUGAUGACAGAUUCAUGUACAGAUAUCCACACUCUGUACAAGGAGCUUGGUUUUAUAUAUAUAUAUAUAUAUAUAUAUAUAUAUAUAUAUAUAUAUAUAUAUAUAUAUAUAUAUAUAUAUUUGUCCAAUGUUGGGACAGCUUUGCACUUCGGGCCAAUGAGCAUCGAAGGGCAUUCAGAGGGGAAGGAAACCCUGAAGAAACUCACUUCUAUCUAUCCAGCAGGUCUGCUCCCGGAGGUCUGCUGCUCCACUUACAGCAAUCUGCUGGGAGCACCAGUACGCUCGCUCUCUCUCUCUCUCUCUCUCUCUCUCUCUCUCUCUCUCUCUCUCUCUCUCUCCCCUCCCCCCUCCCCCAAGCACCCCCCCCCUCCAGCCCUACUUGUACAGCAGAGAGAGAGAUUUAGCAUGCUCUCACCAUCACCUUGCUGUGAUCUCAAUAUCAUCUCUCUGUGAAACUGGAACAUGCUUCUUAUGUGAUUUAAGAAUGACCUUGCAAGAAUAGAGACUGCACUUCCCUUGAACAUUUGCUUUUAGUGAUACCAUUAUGACAGAACUUGAACUCUAAAUGCAUGUUUGAACAGACAAGCAACUUUCCUCUUCAUGUUUCUCAACCGUCAUCUCUUAAUGGGCAUAGAACCUUUCAAGGUAAAUGCUGUAAUGGCAAAAGCACGGGUAAUUAAUUAACAAGUACAAGAUGAGAUAAAGGAGAAUAAAUGGCACUUGAUGGAAAAAUCAUUCAUGAGACUGUAUGUAAGAAACACAUCCUCUGAACAGACACUUUGUCAACUAGAUUUUGUCAACUAGGUAUUUAUUUUGCGCCUUAUUUAUUAUGAUCUUUGUUGUGAUAUAUCACUCGAAGGUCUUAUUUUGUAUGUAAAACUGGCAUCCUCAUAAAGGCUUCUCGAUUUAUUAUGAUUUAUUAUCAUGCAGAAAAAAAUGAUUUGUAAAUGAUGUAUUUUCCAAGAUGUACAGGGUUCGUUUAAUAUCAGCACUUUGAAGAAGUGAUUUUAAACCAUGAUCAAACUGAGAAUUUAAUAGAAUAUGUUCCUGUACUUUACUUUUUUCUCUCAACAGUGAUUUUCACAAUAAUGUUAUAAUUUACACUGAAUGUAAUAUAAUAUAUAUAUAAGGAUAAAUAAAAACUUUGAACAAUUUGAAUCAA
Tachysurus fulvidraco (yellow catfish) is the source of this 4857-nucleotide messenger RNA. RefSeq names its product coiled-coil serine-rich protein 1 (gene ccser1). The coding region runs from base 284 to 2596 and encodes 770 amino acids. The record is from RefSeq and is a predicted model, not a curated record. The transcript is spliced from 10 exons. NCBI's taxonomy places the organism in Eukaryota, Metazoa, Chordata, Actinopteri, Siluriformes, Bagridae.